GAAGAGGUUAAAGCGUGUCCCGGUGGACUGAAAGCCCGGAGCUUCAUGGGAUGCCAUAUAAAGCUCGUUCCGCCAGACCGGCCCCGGCUCCGGGAGCUCCCGGGACGCGCACGGAGCGGAGCCGCCGGUGCCGCCGGUACCGCCGGUGCCAUGGAGCCGCCGGGGCGGCCCUGGGAUGAAGCCAAAGCUUUCUACGACAACCUCGCCCCCAAGAAGAAGCCCAAAUCGCCCAAGCCUGAGAACGCCAUCACCAUCGCCGUGUCCUCGCGGGCGCUGUUCCGCAUGGAGGAGGAGCAGAAGAUCUACACGGAGCAGGGCGUGGAGGCCUACGUCAAAUAUCAGCUGGACCACGAGAACGAGCCCUUCCUCCCCGGGGCCGCCUUCCCCUUCGUCAAGGCUCUGGAGGCAGUGAAUGCUCAGCUCCGUGAGCUCUACCCCGACAGCGAGGAGCUCUUCGACAUCGUCCUCAUGACCAACAACCACGCCCAGGUUGGGGUUCGCUUGAUCAACAGCAUCAACCACUACGAUCUGUUCAUCGAGAGGUUCUGCAUGACGGGAGGGAACAGCCCCAUCUGUUACCUCAAGGCCUAUCACACCAACCUCUACCUCUCCUCCGACGCCGAGAAAGUGAGUGGGGCCAUUGAAGAGGGGAUUGCUGCAGCCACCAUCUUCAGCCCCAGCAGGGACCUGGAGGUGUCGGAGAAGCAGCUGCGGGUGGCGUUCGACGGGGACGCCGUGCUCUUCUCGGAUGAGUCGGAGCAGAUCGUGAAGGCUCACGGCCUGGACAUGUUCUUUGAGCACGAAAAGGCUCACGAGAACAAGCCCCUGGCACAGGGCCCCCUGAAGGGUUUCCUGGAGGCGCUGGGGAAGCUGCAGAAGAAGUUCUACUCCAAGGGGCUGAGGCUGGAGUGUCCCAUCCGCACGUACCUGGUGACGGCGCGGAGCGCGGCCAGCUCGGGGGCCCGCGCCCUAAAAACUCUGCGCAGUUGGGGCCUGGAGACGGACGAGGCUCUGUUCCUGGCCGGGGCACCCAAGGGACCUCUGCUCAGGAAGAUCCGGCCCCACAUCUUCUUCGACGACCAGAUGUUCCACGUGGAGGGAGCGCAGGAGAUGGGCGCCGUGGCCGCCCACGUCCCCUACGGCGUGGCCCAGAGGCACAAGCGGCCGGCGCAGGAGAAGCAGCAAACCCCAAACAGCAAAUAGCGGGGUUGGGGAUGGGGAUGGGGAUCCCCAAAACCCCCAGCACGGAUUUCAUCCCGUGGGCCGCGCUCCCUGCGCUGUUUGUUCUGGGAUUGGGGGUUGUGGAGAGGGGGAAGAUGUCCUUGGUGCCUCUGCUCGGUGGGGUCUGGUGGCAUCGCUGCUGUUCCUCGUGGGGCUGGGGGCUCCUCUGUGCCAGGAGAUGUUUUCCCGCUUUAUCCGGGCACAAAACCCCUCGAGGAUGGGUCUGCCUCUGUGUGGAAUCUUUGUGCCAGGAAGGUUUAACCUAUUUAUUUAAAACCCCCGGUGAUUCCCAAAGCCGCCUGGCUUUCCCAAGCAGAUGGUGAACUGGAAAAUUGGGAGCACUCAAAAACCUUCCAAGCAGCUUUGAAACAAAAGUUUGUCUCUUUUAACUGGAAUUAAACCAUGAAAUUAUUCCUUCCCAGCCCCAGCUGCUGCUCCCCAACCAGAAAAUACUCAAUAUCUGUCUUUUCACCAAGAUUUUGCCAGCUUAAAUUUGGAAAAAUAGAAACAAAUAUUUAACAUACUAAAAAAAAAAAAGAAAAAAAUCCUGUUUCCUGCUUGGAGCUUUGGGCUGGUGUAUUGUUGGCCCAGGUUUUUAUAUUUGGGUUUCACACUUGCAUGAUUUAACACUUAAAACUAAUAAUCUCUGUGAACAUCCAAAGCCCAGCUUGUCCAAGGGCUGCAGACACAUGCCCAGGGCUUGAAUUAAGUUAAAAGCAGGCCUUGAUAUAUUAGGGACAUCAUUUGAAGUCCAUUUAGGUAAAUCUGCAGAGAAUUUCAGCCUGGGGAUUUCAAUUAAAGGAUUUUUUUUUCUCCCUUUCUAGGCUGAGCCCAUAUGAGUCGAUAAUCUUUUUCUCCUCAGCUUCUUAAAACCUCUGUGGUGUUUCCUGAAAUAGACACCUCUGUUAGCGAUGCUGUGAGAGAACCAAAUCUCUGAUUAAAAAACAGGAUGGGAAAUCAAUGGGAGAGAAACUGGUGUGAAAAUCACACUGACAUUUCUGCUCAAAGCCCUGUCCCAAAGGAGACACUCGGGAGGAAAAUUCAAAGAUUAUUUCUUCCUUGUGGGUUUUUCUUUUCAUUUUUUUUUUUUUUAAUUUUUUUUUUUACAUGACAUCCCACAGCUGAGCAGGAAGGCUGCUCAAUAUUUUCAGGCAGUUUUCUACAAAUUCCAUGGGCUGAAAUUUUCCAAGCUGUGUGUCUGGCUCUUUCCAGGGAUGUUUCAGCUCAAACAGUGAAGCUGGAGCUGGAGUUAUCACCCUUUUUUUGAGGAAUAUGUAAAUAACCAAGCUGGUGAUGCCUUCAGUGGCUUGGGAGACUUUUCUCAUUGCACUAAAUCCUACUCUAGCAGUGAAAAGCAAAUUGCACUUUUUCCCCCCAAAAAAAUUCUUUGGCAGACUGUCACAUCUGGGUGACAAACACCUCGGAGGAAGGUCUAAAAUCCAAACAAACAAACGAAAAAUCCUGGGAGAAACGAGUUUCUGAGUGUCACAUCCGCCAGCACUCUGGUUUAUAGAAAGGUCUUGUCUUUUUUUAAUGUGAACCCAAGAUUUUGGGAUCUGAACUGGAUCUUGGAGACCUUUUUGGCAGCUGGGAGGGGGAGCACAGCCAGUAAACAUUUCCAAGGUGUUUCCUGAAGAUGGUGGAAGCCCAGCCAAGCCUGGCUUGUGCAGGGGAGAGGAUGUUGCAGGAGGAAUGGAAUUGUCAGGCAGCCCUGGGGAACAGGGCAGGCUGCCAGUGGGACUGGGGACAUGGGGAUGUGUCCGUGGGAUGAUCCAGAGGUGAUGCUGGUGAUGGCAGGAGGAGAGGGAUGCCUGGGGAAGUUUUGGUUUUGGGGCAGAGCCCUGGAUUUGAGCAGAUUCCUGCUGCCUCUCCAGGCCCUGAGGUGCACAGGGAGCUGGGUGCAAGCUGGGGACGGGGUUUUAGUGACCCUUCUUUGGGUCCUCCUGCUGCCAGGGCAGCUUGGGGGCUCCCUGGGAGGUGUGGGGCUCAGGAAAUGGAGCCCCAGGUGAGCCAGACCUCCCCAAAUCCUUCCCGAGCAGGGAGGAUUUUCCAUUCCCACCAUGGCUGCCCCUUUUGCUUUUCUCCACGUGGCUUCCUCUGUUUUUGUUUGGGUUUUUUUGUGUUUUUUUUUUCCCUCCUCCAUCAGUACAACUGGAAGACAAGGACUUGCUGCUGGUGGACUUCCCUCACGUCCCCUGGGCUGGGGAGUGUCCCUGGGAUCAUCCCCUGGGACGGGCGCUUCUCCCCAGGGUCCUGCUGUCCCUGGCUGCCAUCUGGACUUUUCCUGCUGUGUGUUGUUGCUGUGGAUUUCACUUCAUUGUCCUCCGGUGGUUUUUUGGUUUUUUUGCCAUGUUAAUGGGAUCCCUGGGGGUGUUUUUCCCUAAUAAACCGUGUUGGUCCCA
Molecule: messenger RNA, 3623 nt
Organism: Taeniopygia guttata (zebra finch)
Lineage: Eukaryota; Metazoa; Chordata; Aves; Passeriformes; Estrildidae
Gene: NT5C1A
Product: 5'-nucleotidase, cytosolic IA
Biological process (GO): adenosine metabolic process; nucleotide metabolic process
Cellular component (GO): cytosol; cytoplasm
Molecular function (GO): 5'-nucleotidase activity; nucleotide binding; magnesium ion binding
Source: RefSeq, a predicted model, not a curated record